GUGCUUUGAGCCCGCCAAAUGGGAGGGGGAGACGCAAGAUGGCGGUAGCCGCGAACUCUGGCUCCAGCCUCCCGCUGUUCGACUGCCCGACCUGGGCAGGUAAACCUCCACCUGGUUUACAUCUGGAUGUAGUCAAAGGAGACAAACUAAUUGAGAAACUGAUUAUUGAUGAGAAGAAGUAUUACUUAUUUGGGAGAAACCCUGAUCUGUGUGACUUUACCAUUGACCACCAGUCUUGCUCUCGGGUCCACGCUGCCUUGGUCUACCACAAGCAUCUGAAGAGAGUUUUCCUAAUAGAUCUCAACAGUACACACGGUACUUUCUUGGGGCACAUUCGGUUGGAACCUCACAAGCCUCAGCAAAUACCCAUCGAUUCCACGGUCUCAUUUGGUGCAUCCACGAGGGCAUAUACUCUACGUGAGAAGCCUCAGACAUUGCCGUCAGCUGUGAAAGGAGAUGAGAAGAUGGGUGGAGAGGAUGAUGAACUCAAGGGUUUACUGGGGCUUCCAGAGGAGGAAACCGAGCUUGAUAACCUGACAGAGUUCAACACUGCCCACAACAAGCGGAUUUCCACCCUCACCAUUGAGGAGGGGAAUCUGGACAUUCAGAGACCAAAGAGGAAGAGGAAGAACUCACGGGUGACUUUCAGCGAGGAUGAUGAGAUCAUCAACCCAGAGGAUGUGGAUCCCUCAGUUGGUCGUUUCCGGAACAUGGUGCAAACUGCAGUGGUCCCAGUCAAGAAGAAGCGGGUGGAGGGCCCUGGCUCCUUGGGCCUGGAGGAAUCAGGGAGCAGGCGCAUGCAGAACUUUGCAUUCAGUGGAGGACUCUAUGGGGGCCUGCCCCCCACACACAGUGAAGCAGGCUCCCAGCCACAUGGCAUCCACGGGACGGCGCUCAUCGGGGGCUUGCCCAUGCCAUACCCGAACCUCGCUCCAGAUGUGGACUUGACUCCUGUUGUGCCAUCAGCAGUGAACAUGAACCCUGCACCAAACCCUGUCGUUUAUAAUCCUGAAGCUGUAAAUGAACCCAAGAAGAAGAAAUAUGCAAAAGAGGCUUGGCCGGGCAAGAAGCCAACACCUUCCUUACUGAUUUGAUAUUUUUGGUCAUGGA
Choloepus didactylus (southern two-toed sloth) is the source of this 1110-nucleotide messenger RNA. RefSeq names its product protein phosphatase 1 regulatory subunit 8 (gene PPP1R8). Gene Ontology annotation, cellular component: nuclear speck. NCBI's taxonomy places the organism in Eukaryota, Metazoa, Chordata, Mammalia, Pilosa, Megalonychidae. The record is from RefSeq and is a predicted model, not a curated record. The coding region runs from base 39 to 1094 and encodes 351 amino acids. Gene Ontology annotation, molecular function: mRNA binding; protein binding; protein serine/threonine phosphatase inhibitor activity. The transcript is spliced from 7 exons.